Molecule: messenger RNA, 5174 nt
Organism: Sorex araneus (European shrew)
Lineage: Eukaryota; Metazoa; Chordata; Mammalia; Eulipotyphla; Soricidae
Gene: ATP8B2
Product: ATPase phospholipid transporting 8B2
Exons: 27
Coding region: 197-3832 (1211 amino acids)
Biological process (GO): phospholipid translocation; Golgi organization
Cellular component (GO): plasma membrane
Molecular function (GO): magnesium ion binding; ATP binding; ATP hydrolysis activity
Source: RefSeq, a predicted model, not a curated record
GCGGCGGCGUCCCGGAGCCGGCGGCCGCGACGGGCAUGGCCCGGGCUGCUGGCGGGGCGCGCGCCCGACGGCCGGGGCUUCCCUCUGCGCCGCCGCAGCACCUGGGCCUCGCCCGGGGGCCGCCGCCUCGGUGCCGCUGAGGCCAAGGACGGACGGACGGACGGACUGUCCGUCUUGCCCCGCGCACUCCGGCGUCAUGACGGUCCCCAAGGAGAUGCCCGAGAAGUGGGCUUGGGCACCCGCUUCCUGGAGCCGAACAAAGCCGUCCUGGGGACCAGAAGAAGAAAGGCGGGCUCGGGCCAAUGACCGGGAGUACAAUGAGAAAUUCCAGUACGCGAGUAACUGCAUCAAGACCUCCAAGUACAAUGUUCUCACCUUCCUGCCUGUCAACCUCUUCGAGCAGUUCCAGGAAGUCGCCAAUACCUACUUCCUGUUCCUUCUCAUUCUGCAGCUGAUCCCCCAGAUCUCGUCCCUGUCCUGGUUCACCACCAUCGUGCCUUUGGUUCUUGUCCUCACCAUCACAGCUGUUAAAGAUGCCACCGAUGACUAUUUCCGCCACAAGAGUGAUAACCAGGUGAACAACCGCCAGUCCCAGGUGCUGAUUAACGGCAUUCUGCAGCAGGAGCAGUGGAUGAACGUCUGUGUCGGUGACAUCAUCAAGCUCGAGAAUAACCAGUUUGUGGCGGCGGACCUCCUGCUCCUCUCCAGCAGCGAGCCCCACGGGCUGUGCUACAUCGAGACCGCGGAGCUCGAUGGAGAGACCAACACAAAAGUGCGCCAGGCAAUCCCUGUCACCUCGGAGCUGGGGGACCUCAGUAAGCUCGCCAAGUUUGACGGUGAGGUGAUCUGCGAACCCCCCAACAACAAGCUGGACAAGUUCAGCGGCACCCUGUACUGGAAGGAGAACAAGUUCCCGCUGAGCAGCCAGAACCUGCUGCUGCGGGGCUGCGUGCUGCGCAACACGGAGUGGUGCUUCGGGCUGGUGGUCUUUGCGGGCCCUGACACGAAGCUGAUGCAAAACAGUGGCCGGACGAAGUUCAAGAGAACCAGUAUCGAUCGCCUCAUGAAUACAUUGGUGCUCUGGAUUUUCGGGUUCCUUGUCUGCAUGGGCGUGAUCCUGGCCAUCGGCAAUGCUAUCUGGGAGCACGAGGUGGGGGCGCGCUUCCAGGUGUACCUGCCCUGGGACGAGGCGGUGGACAGCGCCUUCUUCUCGGGCUUCCUCUCCUUCUGGUCGUACAUCAUCAUCCUCAACACCGUGGUGCCCAUAUCGCUCUACGUCAGUGUGGAGGUCAUCCGCCUGGGCCACAGCUACUUCAUCAACUGGGACAAGAAGAUGUUCUGCAUGAAGAAGCGGACGCCGGCGGAGGCCCGCACCACCACCCUGAACGAGGAGCUGGGCCAGGUGGAGUACAUCUUCUCGGACAAGACGGGCACGCUCACGCAGAACAUCAUGGUCUUCAACAAGUGCUCCAUCCACGGCCGCAGCUACGGUGACGUGUUCGAUGUCCUGGGGCACAAAGCUGAGCUGGGAGAGAGGCCUGAGCCCGUCGACUUCUCCUUCAACCCCCUGGCGGACAAGAAGUUCUUGUUCUGGGACCCCACGCUCCUAGAAGCGGUCAAGAUGGGGGACCCCCACACGCACGAAUUCUUCCGGCUCCUGUCUCUGUGUCACACGGUGAUGUCAGAGGAGAAGAGCGAGGGGGAACUGUACUACAAAGCCCAGUCCCCAGAUGAGGGGGCGCUGGUCACCGCAGCCAGGAACUUCGGUUUUGUCUUCCGUUCUCGGACCCCCAAAACCAUCACUGUGCACGAGCUGGGCACGGCCAUCACUUACCAGCUGCUGGCCAUCCUGGACUUCAACAAUAUCCGCAAGCGGAUGUCUGUCAUCGUGCGGAACCCGGAGGGGAAGAUUCGUCUCUACUGCAAAGGGGCCGACACGAUCCUGCUGGACAGGCUGCAGCCCUCCAGCCCCGACCUCCUCAACACCACUUCUGACCACCUGAAUGAGUACGCUGGGGAAGGGCUGAGGACGCUGCUGCUGGCCUACAAGGAUCUGGACGAGGAGUACUACGAGGAGUGGGCCGAGCGCCGGCUCCAGGCCAGCCUGGCCCAGGACUGCCGCGAGGACAGGCUGGCCAGAGUGUACGAGGAGGUGGAGAGCGACAUGGUGCUGCUGGGUGCCACGGCCAUCGAGGACAAGCUCCAGCAGGGGGUCCCAGAGACCAUCGCCCUCCUGACGCUGGCCAACAUCAAGAUCUGGGUGCUGACCGGGGACAAGCAAGAGACGGCCGUGAACAUCGGCUACUCCUGCAAGAUGCUGACGGACGACAUGGCCGAGGUGUUCGUCGUCUCGGGCCACACCGUCCUGGAAGUGCGGGCUGAGCUCAGGAAGGCCCGGGAGAAGAUGAUGGACUCGUCCCGCCCUGUGGGCAAUGGCUUCAGCUACCAGGAGCAGCUCUCCGCCUCCAAGCUCACGUCGGUCCUGGAGGCCGUGGCCGGGGAGUAUGCCCUGGUCAUCAACGGCCACAGCCUGGCGCACGCGCUGGAGGCCGACAUGGAGCUGGAGUUCCUGGAGACGGCGUGUGCCUGCAAAGCCGUCAUCUGCUGCCGGGUGACGCCCCUGCAGAAGGCGCAGGUGGUGGAGCUGGUGAAGAAGUACAAGAAGGCUGUGACGCUGGCCAUCGGGGACGGCGCCAAUGAUGUCAGCAUGAUCAAGACGGCCCACAUUGGGGUGGGCAUCAGCGGCCAGGAGGGGAUCCAGGCCGUUCUGGCCUCCGACUACUCCUUCUCCCAGUUCAAGUUCCUGCAGCGCCUCCUGCUGGUGCACGGGCGCUGGUCCUACCUGCGCAUGUGCAAGUUCCUCUGCUACUUCUUCUACAAGAACUUCGCCUUCACCAUGGUCCACUUCUGGUUCGGCUUCUUCUGUGGCUUCUCAGCCCAGACCGUCUACGAUCAGUACUUCAUCACCCUUUAUAAUAUCGUCUACACCUCCCUCCCUGUCCUGGCUAUGGGGGUCUUCGAUCAGGAUGUCCCGGAGCAGCGGAGCAUGGAGUACCCGAAGCUCUACGAGCCGGGGCAGCUGAACCUGCUCUUCAACAAGCGCGAGUUCUUCAUCUGCAUCGCCCAGGGCAUCUACACGUCGGUGCUCAUGUUCUUUAUCCCCUACGGCGUCUUUGCCGAGGCCACACGGGACGACGGCACCCAGCUGGCCGACUACCAGUCCUUUGCCGUCACAGUGGCCACGUCGCUGGUCAUCGUGGUCAGCGUGCAGAUCGGGCUGGACACGGGCUACUGGACAGCCAUCAACCACUUCUUCAUCUGGGGCAGCCUCGCCGUCUACUUCGCCAUCCUCUUCGCCAUGCACAGCAACGGCCUCUUCGGCAUGUUCCCCAACCAGUUCCGCUUUGUGGGUAACGCGCAGAACACGCUGGCGCAGCCCACCGUGUGGCUCACCAUCGCGCUCACCACGGCCGUCUGCAUCCUGCCCGUGGUCGCCUUUCGCUUCCUCCGGCUCAGCCUGAAGCCCGACCUCUCGGACACAGUCCGCUACACGCAGCUGGUCAGGAAGAAGCAGAAGGCCCAGCACCGCUGCCUGCGGAGGGGGGGCCGCGGCGGCUCCCGGCGCUCGGGCUACGCCUUCUCCCACCAGGAGGGCUUUGGGGAGCUCAUCAUGUCGGGCAAGAACAUGCGCCUCAGCUCCCUGGCGCUCUCCAGCUUCACCGCCCGCUCCAGCUCCAGCUGGAUCGAGAGCCUGCGGAGGAAGAAGAGCGACAGCGCCAGCUCCCCAGGGCCGGGGCCGGGCACGGGGGCCGACAGGCCCCUCAAGGCGUGACCUCAGGGGGGCCGGGCUGGGAGCAGCUCAGGGCGGGGCCCAAAGGCAGAAGCAGAAGCAGAAGUGAGAACCGGGAGGCAGAAGAGCUGCCCGCGGGGCCCGGGAGUGACCGCUGGGUGCUUUUCUACUCCUCGCCCCGGUCCCAAGCUCACAAGAAUGUAUCAUGCCGGGAACUGGGGACCUGCGCGCCUGACCCCGCGGCGCCGGCUCGUCCCUGUCUGUGUCUGUGUCUGUUCGGUUUGUGUCUCUGUGGCCGGUGGGGGAGGCCCUUUCUGUAACUUCAUAUUGGUGUCUUAACUCCCCCAGGCAGGGGGAGGCUGGCGUUGGGGGGAGGAGCCUCAGCACCCACCUGGCCCCCGCCUGGCCCCGUGGGGAGAGCGGAUGGAGGGUUCAGUUCACCUGGAGAGUGAGGUGCCUCCCCCCCCCGCCCACUCACCCCCCCCCCCGUCAACUCCCGGGGCCCCCACGUCCUGCUGGCAUUGGGCUGGAGCCCAGGCAAGUGACUUCUAGCCCUGACGUUUUCCUGCCCCCAGCGUCCCACCAGCCUUCCCUCACGGGCAGUUCCCAGCCUCACCACCCGAGACUGAGGCGGGCAGGAAAUUGGCAGCUGGACGCCCUGGGCCUGGGCUGGAGGAAUAGCUGCACCCCCCCAUACACACACUAGGUGGGGGUGGGCGGGGGCAGCUGAACUCUGUCCUCCCUAGUGAGAGACGGAGAAGCUGGCGGUGGAGUGCAGGGUGGAGCAGGGGUGAGGUGGGGGGCAGCGCCCUUCGGACAGGGCUGCUGGGGUGGGUCCACCUGGCUGGGUCUCAGCACGCCCAUCCCUCUGCCCGUCCUCGCACCUCAGAACAUGCUACCAGACUGGGCGUGUCCCAGCCAGGCCAGUCUUAGGAAGGUCCUUGUGUCUGGCUAUGAAGUGGGGGUUCUCAGGAAGAGGGUGGGGUGGGUCUGAGGCCCAGACACUCAGUGUGGGGGCCCAGAGCAGGGUGUGGGGGGAGGGCAGCCCUGGGGGCCACACAGUUUACAAACCCAACAUCAUGUCUGUCUGCGUGUCUCUCAGGAGAGAGUCUGACUUUUAUACCAAAGAGGAAAAGAUUUUUUUCAUAUUUGGUUUGUCUAUAUUAUAUAUAAAUAUAUAUAUAUACAGUUAUAUAUAUAUAUAUUAUUUUUUGGUUCUCUCUCGUUUUUUAGGGAGGGAGGAAAGUACCAAGUUGCAUUGAGCUGUAAUUAAGGAACAUUCUGUAUAAUUUAUGACACAUUUCUAUACUUGCAAAAAUUAUAUCAUUUUAUGGACAUAAGAAAAAAAUAUUCCUUUUUAUAAAAUUCCCGUUUCUGAGAAACG